Molecule: messenger RNA, 401 nt
Organism: Eutrema salsugineum
Lineage: Eukaryota; Viridiplantae; Streptophyta; Magnoliopsida; Brassicales; Brassicaceae
Exons: 2
Coding region: 53-277 (74 amino acids)
Source: RefSeq, a predicted model, not a curated record
AAUCGAUUUAGUUCAAUAACAUUUUCACCAAUAUUCACAUCAAAAACCCGCGAUGGAAACCAAGUCAUCGGAAUCCAACGUCCUCCUAUACGUUCUUGUUCUUGCGGUGGUCUUGUCUCCAAUACUUCCAUGUCAAGCAGCUAGUGGGCAUCUAGGAGGUGGAGGACGUAAGCUUAUGGCACCGUCGCCACCAAUUCGCAUGUGUCCACAAUGUGUGUGUUGUGCACCGGCUGCACCGGGCUACUGCUGCCCAUGUCGCUGCCCGGGUGGUCCCUAAAGACUGUGACUCUGGUAUCGGAGGGUCUAAUAUAACUUUGGUUGAGAACUGUGUAAUCUUUGUAUGUAUGAAUAAGAACAGUACUCUUUGUGUGUUUGAAUAAGAAAACUUUUGGGUUCUUCAU